UUCAAAACGUACGUACGUAGAAUACAUAAAUAAAAAUUUAUUUAGAUUUUUGUUGUCCUCCAAGUUACUGUUAGGCCUAUCGGCCUUUUAAUUUGAUAGUAUCGAGAAAUAAAUUUUAAAAAUGUUUCGUAAUUCGUUAAAAAUAUUUAAAAAUAGCCAACGCUGUUGUCGUCUUUUAGCCAACAAUGUUAUAAAUUACAGCGAUAAGAGAAUGUUCAGUGCAUUGCAAGGAGUCCAUGAAUACACUUACAAAAAAAGUAUCCUGUUAAGUUCUUGUCAUUGUCGCAGCAUGUUUAUUCAAACACAGGAUACUCCAAAUCCGAACAGCCUCAAAUUUAUGCCAGGGACUAAAGUUUUAGAACAAGGACAAACCAUGGAUUUUCCUAACAUUGGAGCAGCACAAUGUAGUCCUUUAGCAAAAAUGAUCUUUAGAAUUGAUGGAGUAAAAGCAGUAUUUUUUGGACCUGAAUUUAUAACUGUUACCAAGCAAGAUGACGAUGUGGAGUGGAAGCUUUUGAAACCAGAAAUAUUUGCAACUAUAAUGGAUUUCUUUGCAAGUGGUCUUCCUGUUGUAACUGAUGCAAAACCAUCUGGAGAUACACAAAUAAAUGAAGAUGAUGACGAAAUAGUUCAAAUGAUUAAAGAGUUGCUAGACACUCGUAUCCGUCCCACAGUGCAAGAAGACGGUGGUGAUGUUUUAUUUGUUGAUUUCAAGGAUGGAGUGUUGACUCUCAAAAUGCAAGGCUCAUGUUCAUCUUGUCCAAGUUCUAUAGUUACUCUUAAAAAUGGGGUACAAAAUAUGAUGCAGUUCUAUAUACCAGAGGUAUUAGCUGUUGAACAAAUUGAUGAUGAAGGUGACAAAUUAAGUGAUAAAGUUUUCAAAGAAUUUGAACAACUCAAAGCCAAAGAGAAGAAGGAUUGAAUUUAAGCCAUCAAACUAAUUUUAUGUGUGAUAUGUAUAUAUAGGUAGUUAUUAUGUUGUUAUAACAAUUUAUUUAUUACGUAUAAUA
Molecule: messenger RNA, 1010 nt
Organism: Chilo suppressalis (striped riceborer)
Lineage: Eukaryota; Metazoa; Arthropoda; Insecta; Lepidoptera; Crambidae
Source: the annotation of a GenBank genome assembly